Messenger RNA from Aphanomyces astaci, 923 nucleotides. RefSeq lists its product as hypothetical. The transcript is spliced from 3 exons. The coding region runs from base 46 to 873 and encodes 275 amino acids. The record is from RefSeq and is a predicted model, not a curated record. NCBI's taxonomy places the organism in Eukaryota, Oomycota, Saprolegniomycetes, Saprolegniales, Verrucalvaceae.
CUAGCGGCAACGACAGCCUAUCUUUAGGUUGGUUGCUCUGGUCACAUGAGUUGCCCUCACUCCAACCACAACACAGCCAUGUUGCCGCAUACUCUUGGCCCCAAGGCGUCGUCCUUCUGCUCCACGAAAUCCAUGUCGCCAACCAAACUCUUGGACCCUCCCACUCCCCCAGCGCCACCAUCGCCACAGCCCAACCAGCCACAGCCACCUGCACGAACCAACCAACCGCAUCUGCAGUCACACCAUCUGCUGACACGGCAGCAUCAAAUGCAGCGGACGAUGAGAGCCGAAGACUUUCGUGGCAUGAUGGCGCUCAAGGAAGAUGCGGAAAAGGUCGCCCAUCGGUCGUUCGUGCGACGGCUCGUCGACGGGCGGACUCAAAUCCCUAUGUUGAACCACCGCCGCGAAGGAUACGACCUCAUGAACGUCACGAUCGAUGCCCACUUGACGACGCUGCAGUGGUCCCCCGUGGUGGUGAUGGCCACACCCGAUGCCCUCCACCGACAAGGCCAGACAGUUCAAACGCUAAAUUUGGAAGAUGUCGUGUCCAUAGUUCCGUGGACACAUAAACUGCCGACAAAAAAGCCGUCCAUGACCGAGCUGGAAAUGGCGAAGAAGGGCGCGCGCUGGUACUUUGGGCUGUGUGUGGCAUAUCCCAAGCGCCAUCGCACCCAACAGCUCACCAUGUUGUGCACCAACGCCGCAGAACAAGAGCAACUGGUUGCGAGUUUCCGAACGCUGACCCGCGCCGCCAAGCAACGGCAAAGUGCCCUGCAACUUUUAGAACGGACGAAGUUGGAGUACGUCGAACCCGUGCGACCCACCACGACCGUCCAUCGCCCUUCCAUCCCGUCAUCGUUGGGGCAUAAAUGAUAUCUGAAGCACUAGAUUUAAAGUAUAACGUUGCAACCAUAAUCGUUCCG